UCUGCGCCGGGUCUUCUCCUGCAGUUGCCCUGUGGCUCCGUGGGCGGGUAAACUGCGUGUUGCUGCGUCAUCGUCAGUGGCCGGUUUGAAUGAGACUCUCGUCGCACCCGUGCUGCCGCCACUACCGCGCCUCCGCCUUGGCCGCCGCCACAGCUUCAUCGCGUCCCUUUCCCUUCGACGCCCUUGCCAGGCCCAGCCUUCCUGCGCCGCCGCCGCCGCCCUUUGUGCCGCCAUGCCGCUUUAUUCAGUUACUGUGAAAUGGGGAAAGGAGAAGUUUGAAGGUGUAGAAUUGAACACUGAUGAACCUCCAAUGGUGUUCAAGGCUCAGCUUUUUGCACUGACUGGAGUCCAGCCGGCCAGACAGAAAGUUAUGGUGAAAGGAGGAACGUUGAAGGAUGAUGAUUGGGGAAACAUCAAAAUAAAAAAUGGAAUGACUCUACUAAUGAUGGGGUCAGCAGAUGCUCUUCCUGAGGAGCCCUCAGCUAAGACUGUCUUUGUAGAAGACAUGACUGAAGAACAGUUAGCAUCUGCGAUGGAAUUGCCAUGUGGAUUGACAAACCUUGGUAACACUUGUUACAUGAAUGCCACAGUUCAGUGUAUUCGUUCCGUGCCUGAACUCAAAGAUGCCCUUAAAAGGUAUGCAGGUGCCUUGAGAGCUUCAGGGGAAAUGGCUUCAGCACAGUACAUUACUGCAGCCCUUAGAGAUUUGUUUGAUUCCAUGGAUAAAACGUCUUCUAGUAUUCCACCUAUUAUCCUACUGCAGUUUUUACACAUGGCUUUCCCACAGUUUGCGGAGAAGGGUGAACAAGGACAGUAUCUUCAACAGGAUGCUAAUGAAUGUUGGAUACAAAUGAUGCGAGUAUUGCAACAGAAAUUGGAAGCUAUAGAAGACGAUUCUGUUAAAGAGACAGAUUCUUCAUCUGCAUCAGCAGUGACACCUUCUAAAAAGAAAAGCUUAAUUGAUCAGUUCUUUGGAGUUGAGUUUGAAACUACCAUGAAAUGUACAGAAUCUGAAGAAGAAGAAGUCACUAAAGGGAAGGAAAAUCAGCUUCAGCUUAGCUGUUUUAUCAAUCAAGAAGUCAAGUAUCUUUUUACAGGACUUAAAUUGCGACUUCAGGAAGAAAUCACCAAACAGUCUCCGACAUUGCAAAGAAAUGCUUUAUACAUCAAAUCUUCUAAGAUCAGCCGACUACCUGCUUACUUGACUAUUCAGAUGGUUCGAUUUUUUUAUAAAGAGAAGGAAUCUGUGAAUGCUAAAGUUCUUAAGGAUGUUAAAUUUCCUCUUAUGUUGGACGUGUACGAACUAUGUACACCAGAACUUCAGGAGAAAAUGGUCUCUUUUCGAUCGAAAUUCAAGGAUCUAGAAGAUAAAAAAGUGAAUCAGCAGCCAAAGACAAGCGACAAAAAGAGUAGUCCCCAGAAAGAAGUUAAAUAUGAACCUUUUUCUUUUGCUGAUGAUAUUGGCUCCAAUAAUUGUGGAUACUAUGAUUUGCAAGCAGUGUUAACACAUCAGGGAAGGUCUAGCUCUUCAGGCCAUUAUGUAUCAUGGGUAAAAAGGAAACAAGAUGAGUGGAUUAAGUUUGAUGAUGAUAAGGUCAGCAUCGUGACACCAGAGGAUAUCUUGCGGCUUUCUGGUGGUGGAGACUGGCAUAUAGCAUAUGUAUUACUGUAUGGGCCUCGCAGAGUUGAAAUAAUGGAAGAGGAAAGUGAACAGUAA
Messenger RNA from Herpailurus yagouaroundi (jaguarundi), 1717 nucleotides. RefSeq names its product ubiquitin specific peptidase 14 (gene USP14). The transcript is spliced from 16 exons. Gene Ontology annotation, biological process: regulation of proteasomal protein catabolic process; protein deubiquitination; proteasome-mediated ubiquitin-dependent protein catabolic process. Bases 233 to 1717 code for a protein of 494 amino acids. Gene Ontology annotation, molecular function: proteasome binding; protein binding; cysteine-type deubiquitinase activity. The record is from RefSeq and is a predicted model, not a curated record. Lineage: Eukaryota; Metazoa; Chordata; Mammalia; Carnivora; Felidae.